ACAAGCUCUAGAUAGACUGAUAGAAAACAAGACACACAAAGAAGCUCAUCGUCACAAGAAAUGGCGAUCUCAAUGCUUCAAACCCUAACCACACCGUUUCUGUACCAUAAUACCCUUCGACCCUACACCACCAGGCCACACCGCCACUGCACCAUCAUCAAGGCAUCAUCACCAUCUUCUUCGAAUCCCUCUCUAGACUCGAAUACUGGUUUUACUCCUAAACCUAACAACAACAAGAGGAGAUUAUUGGACAUGGGUGUCGCACUUUUAGCUGCUACGAUGCUAUUUUCAUCCCCAUUUGAUGCCAAUGCUACCAGAAUCGAGUAUUACGCCACUGUUGCAGAACCCUCUUGUGAGCUUCAGUUUGCGCCUUCAGGUCUUGGUUACUGCGAUGUGGCUGUUGGGUUCGGUGAAGAAGUUCCGUAUUCUCAACUUAUCAAUAUUCAUUAUACUGCAAGGUUUGCUGAUGGCACAGUUUUCGACAGCAGUUAUAAACGUGGAAGGCCUCUAACAAUGCGUGUUGGUGUUGGCAAGGUGAUCAAGGGACUUGAUCAAGGGAUCUUUGGGGGCGAGGGUGUUCCACCCAUGCUUGUUGGUGGAAGACGUCAACUUCAAAUUCCUCCGCAGUUAGCGUACGGACCUGAACCUGCUGGUUGCUUUUCUGGGGACUGCAAUAUACCUGCGAAUGCAACACUUCUAUAUAACAUCAACUUUGUGAACAUCUACUCGGGUAACCGAUCAAAAUGACGGUGGUCGAAGCUGCACUAGGAUUAGGAAGGUAUAAACUGCAUACCGGCUGCUGCACAAUCAAGCGAGUCCUCUAAAGUUUUUUCCCUUAGUCGUUCACCGAUAUAUAAAUUAUAUAAUAUAUAUAUGGUACUAUUGUUUGUAUAAGGAAAAACUUCUGCAAUUUAACCAUCCAUCUGAAUUAUGAUGCAUGGACUGUUUGGCAAUUACUGAAUAGUUUGGUGCAGAA
Molecule: messenger RNA, 976 nt
Organism: Cynara cardunculus var. scolymus (artichoke)
Lineage: Eukaryota; Viridiplantae; Streptophyta; Magnoliopsida; Asterales; Asteraceae
Product: photosynthetic NDH subunit of lumenal location 4, chloroplastic
Exons: 5
Coding region: 61-747 (228 amino acids)
Cellular component (GO): chloroplast
Molecular function (GO): peptidyl-prolyl cis-trans isomerase activity
Source: RefSeq, a predicted model, not a curated record